Messenger RNA from Cyprinus carpio (common carp), 1465 nucleotides. RefSeq names its product olfactory receptor 52B4-like. The coding region runs from base 121 to 1065 and encodes 314 amino acids. The record is from RefSeq and is a predicted model, not a curated record. Gene Ontology annotation, cellular component: membrane. Lineage: Eukaryota; Metazoa; Chordata; Actinopteri; Cypriniformes; Cyprinidae. Gene Ontology annotation, biological process: G protein-coupled receptor signaling pathway. Gene Ontology annotation, molecular function: olfactory receptor activity; G protein-coupled receptor activity. The transcript is spliced from 2 exons.
GACAGGUUGCUGCAUGACUGCUCGAUCAAUCAAUCAGACAUUAAAUAACCGUCAUGUUGCCGAAAGCAAAUAACUGUCACCGUACCUUAUGCAGAGCAGCAAAGGAUUGUUGACAAUAUCAUGUCUUCAGCUGGCAAUAUCGACAAUGUUUCAUCCGAUCUGUCUCUUCAGGGCUUCGAUCUGUCACCUGAAAAGGCUUUUGUUGCGUUUGUCUUUGCUGCCCUAAAUUACAUAAUCAUAUUGUUCUGCAACUCCUUUCUCCUGUUCACUGUCAUAACCAAUAAGGGUCUUCAUGAACCAAUGUAUAUUCUCCUGUUAAAUUUGCCCAUUAAUGACCUAAUAGGUUCUACAUGCCUGUUCCCUCACAUCAUGCGGGAGCUCCUGUUUGACACCAAGACCAUUCCGUUCUCCAUCUGUAUCACUCAAGCGUUCUUCAUACAUGUAUAUGCUGUAGCAACGGUCUUCAUCUUGACUGCCAUGGCAUAUGACAGAUAUGUCGCCAUCUGCCAGCCAAUGAGAUACACUACCAUUAUGAGCAAACUGCACCUCACAAAGAUCAUCUCGCUGGUUUGGCUCUCUAAUUUGACACUGAUGGCCAUCCUUUUCAUCCUCCUCCUGCGUUUGCCUCGCUGUAGGUCUUACCUUACCCAUCCGUACUGUGACAACCCUUCCUUGCUUCAACUUGUCUGCGCAGACAUGACCAUUAAUAACAUUUACGGACUUCUGAUAACAGCUCUCUGUCAGGUCUUAACAGUAGGUCUGAUUUUGUACACAUACCUACGGAUCCUCAUAGCCUGUUUCCACAACAAAAGCUCUGACACGAGGAGUAAAGCUCUGCAGACGUGUGGCACACAUUUAAUUAUCUUUGUCUUGUUUGAGUGUUUGGGUCUUUUCACCAUUAUAUCAUACAGGAUAAAAGAUAUUUCUCCUCACUUAAGAAAAUUCAUUGCAGUUGGUGCUAUGAUAUUACCACCAACGAUGAAUCCUAUUAUAUAUGGAUUAAGAACUAAAGAAAUCAGAGUCAAAGGGAUUAAAUUUUUCCAGCGAAAAGUUUUCACAUCAUGAACAAAUAACACUGAGGUGUCAUUCUAAAUAUCGUUUCUACAAAAUUUGCUUUGCAAAGUUUAUCAGAUAUAUGCAUCAAUGUGUGACAUAUUAAUCUAUCUUUCUGUCAAAUCUUUCUCUCUCUAACACACACACACACAGACACACACAUUUAAUUUAUAAGCCAUUUCAGUAGUAACAGCAGUAUGCUUAUUUCUCUAUUCAUUUACAUAAGCCAGUCCAGAGUCUAUUAUAUCUAUUAUGGGUUGUUGUAUCUACACAUAAAAAUGAUUGUACUGUAUUAAUUUGAGGGAUUUUUCUGUAUGUACUUUUCUUUUUUAACCUGUAUUUUGAAUGUGUUGUGUUGUAGAGUUAAAGAAAAUGUCUUUAAAAUGAAUGCAUAAUGUCCCGGUAAUGAGCU